CAGGCCUGAGGUGGGUCACCCACACACCCCGAGGCCUGCCUCCUUCUGGCCCUUCCUGUGUCUGGGUUUGAGGUACAGCUCUGGAUUGCUCAGACCCGAAUUCCACUUUCUCACCAUCCGAUCAACCAAGAGAACCUGGGUGUGAGUACCCCCAGAGCAACCAAGGAGGGGGCAUCGGAAGAACCAGAGCUAGAGCCCCCGGGGGCCCUCCAGCGCCAGAGUGAAACUGGAACCAUCAGGGAACAUGAGUGAAUUCUGGCACAAACUAGGAUGCUGUGUGGUGGAGAAACCCCAGCCGAAGAAGAAGAGGAGACGGAUCGACCGGACCAUGAUCGGAGAACCAAUGAAUUUUGUGCACCUGACGCACAUUGGCUCUGGGGAGAUGGGGGCUGGAGACGGCCUUGCCAUGACAGGAGCUGUUCAGGAGCAGAUGAGAUCCAAGGGGAACCGAGAGAGGCCAUGGAGCAAUUCUCGGGGCUUAUAGCUCCCCCCAGG
Molecule: messenger RNA, 495 nt
Organism: Suncus etruscus (white-toothed pygmy shrew)
Lineage: Eukaryota; Metazoa; Chordata; Mammalia; Eulipotyphla; Soricidae
Gene: CDC42SE1
Product: CDC42 small effector 1
Exons: 3
Coding region: 245-484 (79 amino acids)
Biological process (GO): regulation of Rho protein signal transduction
Cellular component (GO): plasma membrane
Molecular function (GO): small GTPase binding
Source: RefSeq, a predicted model, not a curated record